GCCGCUGCUCUGAAGCUGCUCCGCCCUCAGCGUCUAAUGCUGCCUUCACGUGCUACUCGGAAACCCCACUUACAUUACUAUAACUUUUUUUUCUCUUCUGUGACAGUUAAGGGACUUUAGGUGGACAAAACGACGCAAGCAAUAAAAUUAAAAUUUGAUGAAUGUUUAUUAUUAAAGUGAAUGUGACUGAAAACAGAGUAAAUGCUAGUUGUAACUUUUACAUCACAUUUCUGAUAGUAGGUCUAUUAUAAUUCCAUAAUUCACCUGUAAUACAAUUAAGUUUAAACAGCUUCCCCCUCGCUGAAACGUGGCAAGUGACAAAUAACCCCUUUUCUCUAAACACAUUAGGUCCUUUUUGGUCGUUCAUUUGCGCUGUUUCAAAAUCAUCUCAAUCUCCGCCGGCACGUGAAGGCAGCGGACAGUGAGCAGGUAGAGCCUGUCAAUGAGAUCCCAGGGGAGCGAGAGAGAGUCCGGGAGGUAGACUUCUGGGACAGUGUCCUAACUGUACACGGUGUCUCUCCUGUUUAUCAACUUUAAAUGGGGAUCACAAGGAGUUUGGACCACUCUCAUUCCGUACUUUUUGUAGUGUUUCUACUCUGCACUCGCUGAUGAGUUUGACAAACGAUUCAUUUUCCCUCGGUGUUCUCAGGAGGAUCGUAUCCAAUUUCUCAUAGUGCAGCGGAGACACUGAACUCGGGGAAUGCCUUUUUUUUCUUCUCAGCGUGUAGGUUUAAAUGAGGACCGACUAUAGAAAAUAAGUUGAUGGAGCUGAUACAGAAAUCGCUUUGGUUUCGGACCCUGUUUAAUUACGGAGUUAUACGCGCAGGAAGCAACGGUCCAUUUGGUUCUCUUAAUAAUUAGAUAGAGCUCUAUCCUGAAUUGAACAACUUCUUCGAGGAUUAUUAUCGCAACUGAAAAAAAAAAUAUUACCCCACUUUUUGGCACCCUGCAUGAUCUGUCAACAUGCCGUAUAACUUUCCGGCGGCAACCUGUAACCCAGCCUUUGAAGUUCAAGUCGUCGCUCCUCUGCGUUUUAUGUGGAUUUAUCCAGAAAAUGUGGCGCCCACAGGACGUGCUAUCUUUGCCAACUCGCGUUUGCUCUCAAAAUGUGAUUGUUAGGUACAGUGACUGGUGUACACUGUAAUACUAUUAGUUGUUCAGUUGCGGAUGAAGAUCGAUACACUGUUGCCAGGACCUGCCCUGUUGGGAGAGAAUACAACAGCCCACCUAUAACGCAAACACGUUACAAAUGAGGACAUUAUGUUGUCUGUCUCCUGAUGAGCAGGCUAUGCGAAGCCAAUGCACACUUCAAGCUCUAACACAACACAACGUGUCUUCAUGGUGUAUUUGUGCAUACAAUGUUUCGCCACCCACAUUAAUGACACUGGAUAAAAGCUCAUUAUAGCUUUUUUUUAAUCUCUGGAGACACAGUUUUCUGUGACGAAGCGCUUGGCUCCAUGUGGGGCACUGAGUGAUAUGUAUUUCUGUAGCGUGUCGAGCUUGAAUAUUAACUCUGGUGCUGAAUGGAAGUAUUGGGACAUUCACGCGUGAGUUACGAUGGCAGUCCUCCAGCUUUAAAAGUUUGGAUUGUAUCCGUUUCGCUGUAGUCGUCGAGGCACAAAGAAGAAGUGGGACGUGUAUAUAUAUAUAUAAAUAUUUUCUCCGUUUUGUCUGUGUGCGGUGCUUGCCUGCUUUGAAAGUCCACCAUGUGCGGCCGGGCACCGCCGCUGCAGCCGAGGCCAUGACCGUCCCCCAGCGGCGCCUGGCCGGGCUCUGGCCGUGGCUGCUCAUGGCGGCCCUGCAGGUGGUGCUGGGCCAGCCGGGCCUGGAGUCCGAGCGGCCGGCCCUCCGAGCGGUCAUCAUGGUGACACUGCUGAAGCAGGAGCCGACGCGGAAGCCCAUCACCCUGGAAGGGGUGUUCGUGGGAGGUAGUGCCGGCAACGCGGAGGGAAAACUAAUGCAGUAUCACCCUCUGUCUCUGUGCAAUACAAGUGAGGAUGAACGACAAGAGAGUGACUUCAUCACCAUUGUCAAACUGGAGCACAAGGUACAUCCCUGUCUGCCGCUGCUCGAUAAGGCUCGCAUGGCGCUUGAAAAAGGAGCUCAGGCUGUUAUCUUUGACGUCAGCGACGACGCUAAGGCUGCUGCUGAGCUGCGAGAGACAGAAUCUCUUCCCCGUCCAGUCGUGCUGGUGGAGGCUAAGAAUGCUGAGGAGUUGAUGAGUUUGGUCAACAAGAACGAGGAGGCCAAAGUUCAAAUCAAGAUCCUGGUGGAGCAGCAUAGAUGGCCACAUUAUGAUGUGGGUAUCCUGCUCACCAUCGUCCUGGCUAUUCUGACCAUCGUCCUAAUCUUUGCUUUCCGCUACAAGUGCAAGUCCAACAGAACUUGGGACUCCGUCCAUCAGCAGACCAUGAGGGCCAUUAGUCGAUUGGAGACCAAAACCUACAACUCGCAGGGCUGCUCAGCCUCACAGCGCCAUCGUGGAGCCUGGGGAUCGGCCAGCAGCUCCAACUCGAGUCCCGUCUGUGCUAUCUGUCUGGAGGAGUUCCAGGACGGACAGCAUCUGAGGAUCAUCUCCUGCGCUCAUGAGUUCCAUAGAGACUGUGUCGACCCCUGGCUGCUGCAGCACCGCACCUGCCCCCUCUGCAUGCACAACAUCAUGGGUGAGGACAAGCAUAUUUCCAGUACAGAGCGGCAACCUCAGAGGAACAGGCACCAGCAGAGUCCGGAGCAAAUCCAGGGUUUCCUGCACUCUCAGCCUUACAGCAGCCCACGCAACCACCCCUUCCCCCAGCACGCCAUCCCCUUCUCUAUGAGGCCCCACUACCCUCGCGGACCCUCUGGGCCCUAUCCUUCCCUCGGCCACUAUAGUGGCUCUUCUCCCAUGGACACCCAAACACUACGUUUCCUCACCAGCAGGCCGCUUGGCUCCUCCUGUGGGUACCACCUUCCUGCAGAGGGUCCUGGGAGGCCCCACAGGAUUGGAGGUAACUGCAGGACUUCCACUCACCACUACACCCCCCGUCGAUCCUGCCACAACUAUCGCUCAUCUUGCCCGGCUCAACGCAGUGCAUCUAGCUCAAGACUGCACCACACCUCUUCGGUCACACCACAGUCCCGGGGAGUGCCGCCCCACAGCCGGCAGGAAGAGGGCAGCUGUUCUGGCGGCAGCUACCACACAGAACGCAGUGGAUACUUGGCUGACGGGCCGGCAAGUGACUCCAGCUCAGGGCCUUGCCAUGGCUCCUCCAGUGACUCAGUUCUCAACUGUACUGAUGUGUCCCUGCAGGGGGUUUAUGGCAGCUGGUCCACUUUCCGUAGCUCUCUGAGUAGUGACUAUGAUCCGUUCGUUUAUUACGGGCCAGGUCCUGGGUGUGCCCCUCGCAGGAACAGCCUGGAGGCAGGUGCCCAGGCCCGGCCCAGGUCUUUGGAUUCUGUGGUAAACAAAGCGGGCUGCACCGAAGAACAGCCACAGACUGUGUUCAGCCACAUCCACUACCACCGCCACAGACACCACCACUAUGAGGAGGGGGAGCACAGCCAGGGCCCAAGCAGAGGCUCAGAUGAGGAGCAGGGGGCCGCUGUUGCUGCUGCUGCAGCUGCACCUGCUGACAAAGACUCACCUGUAUGCCCUCCCAAGCACAGCCCCUGCCAGUGCCCAAAGCCAGACCCCACAGAUCGGCCCGGCCCUGGGACAGAGGGUCAGGACCAUGAUCCCGGCAGCCCUACAGGACCCUCUGUCCUGGUGUCCCCAAUCCCCUUACAGCUCCAGCCUCACUGCUGCCACCAGGGACACGGACACCCUCCCACUCCUCUUGGGCGAGUGGGUGGCUGUGUGCUUGAUGGCCCCUCUGUUCGCUUCCACCAGAGCCUGGAUCUGCAGGACGACCGUAGUGUCCACAUCCACUACGGCCAGGGCCCAGGCUUCUGCUGCUCGCCCCCUGAGCUGCGCCCUGCGCUGCUCCCCGUACCCCUCAUUCUGGACUCUGGAGGUAUGGAGGACUGGCCUUGCUGUGCCGGAGCCCAUGUUGUGUGGCAAAAACGGGUGCAGCAGGCCCGCUCAGAGCCUCAGCUGCUGGGGCCUGGGACCUCUAUGGACAGGCCACCCUGCAGGUUCCACCACAGUCCUGCUGCUGACCGCAACACAGACAUUUGUUUAUACUGCCAAACAUUACACCACAAUCAGGGAUCAGAAGAGGAGUCUGGCGUGUGAGAACUUGUUGCAUCCCCAUUAUCACGCUGCUACACAGGAGCCAGAAUGGACAAGCCUCUCACUGGCUAUUGCUCUCAUAUCUUCCACAUAAUUCCACCAGCAAUGCCUUCGUUCAGACGAUUCCCCAGCUUCCCCCAGGAUUCAAAGCUCACGCAUGCUGAAAUGCUCGUCCAGUCCAUUUGGAUAUUGUUUGACCCUACUUUUAUAUUAGAAUAAUUUUAAUUUUUAUUAAAUUAUGCUAAAAUCGUAAGAUAAUUCUGGAUGCAUCCUUCAUAAUAUUGUAUAUCAAAAUAUAUUGAAUGAUUUGAAUGUUUGGAGUCAGGGAGUUGCUGGGGAAACGACUCAUACACCACAAAGGGGAAAAAGUGUUUGUCUGUGUGUUUCUCCUUGUCACUUAUAGGAAGAAUAUUCAUUAUCGACAUGAUAUCACAAGUUCCCGUGCUCCUUAGUGACAACUAACGAAUGAUCCUUGCUUAGGGUGUUGAGCCCUCAUGAAGUGAGACUCCAUCUCUGCGUCGCUCACUCUAUGACAGAAUAACUUGAUUUAUCUUAGAGGUACUUAACUUUCACUCGCGUGAUCUUCGUCUUCCUUCGCUGAGUCCAGUCUCAGCUGAGAGAAGCUUUUCUCUCCAGCCUACCUCAGCUCAGAUUUCUUAACAUGCCUCACACACAGGGGGUCUUUAAAGGUACUGCUGUAGUGAUUUUUUUUGUUUUUUUUGUCACAACCAUGUAGCUCCCAUAAACUCAACUAAAAGUUAUCCUGUUGGCAGUCUGACCUGUCCAAACGGAGAGAAAGGUUGAUUCUCAGCCCAUCAAAUUACAAGCAUUCACUGAGGUUGCUGAGCCUUGCAUGGGCCUUGUUUUCAAUAUUUCAAUAAUGGCAGCUGUUUUCAACAUGUUUGUUUGUGUCUUGGAUCAUUUCUGUUUUCGAUUUUUUUUUUUUUUUUGUAGUCUGUAAUUUUUUUUUUCUCUUUUCAAAAUGAACCAGUUUGACUGAAUUAUGUCGUCGUCAUUACAAGCUAUUGUCUUGUUCUUGUCAUUUCUCUUGCCAAUGGUUACUUCACGUGUUUGACCUCAGUGCUGUUAAACCCCCUGAUCAGAGUGAAUGGGCCUCAGCUUUAGAGGGAUGACAACCAUCUUCUCUGCUCCUUCAUUCAGCCCAAUAUUGUAUUAUGUCCUUGAAUAAGGGCAUAACCUUUGUCUUCCAGCAACUAAAGCUCUACAAAAAUGUUCAACAUUGCAGCCAUAGAAAAGACAUAGUGCCUAUUUAAUAAUAUAACUGGAGUAAAGCCAUGCUAGGUAGACCUUACAGUCCCAAGCACCAGCUCUGUCUGUUGCCUUAGCACCAGUUUCGUGAAAGCUUGGUGUGCUUUUCCCAUGAUUUCAAACUCUAAUGGGUAGAGCCUGAGAAAUGUCUCAGGAACAAUCAAACACUGGAGAAAUGGGAAUAAUUCAUCAUAGUUAUAGUAAUGAUACCCAAGUCGGUGAAAAUUCCUUUGUCGUGGUAAAUGUGCAUUGCCAAUCCCUGCUUUUGAGCUUACAGCACUUGAAGGAAGAUCCACCUUAAAUCAGAAAUCAAAUACAGUACUUUACAUUCUGAUAUAUAGUUUUGACAACCAGUAAUCAUCUCUCAAAAUGUAAUUCGUUGUUCCUACUAUUCCCUCUGCUCCCAUUUAGCCACUCUGGUAGACUGACAGAUGGAAAAUGUGUUUGUAUCCCCGGAAAAUUUCUCUGUAAACUUAAACUGAGUAGAUAAACGUUGACCUCAUCAUGCCAUCAAAGAUGGCUCUCUUAUUUUCGACUUAACCACAGACUUCUUCAUGCUCACAUGUACUAGAUAAUCUGAGAUCAGAGGAAUAGGAAUUCUGUUUUAGCGUGGACUUUCCCUUAAAGGCUCAGUGAAAAUGUGAAAGGAUUUUUCUUGGCAGUCUGACUGCAUAUACAGUUUAGCACAAACAGCAGAGAAAGAGCUCAUGGGUACUGCAAUGUAACCAGUAGCACUUACUAAAGCCUCAUAUGUGCCUUAUUCAUUCAAAUCUCAUGUUGCAGUUAAAAUACUGUUCACAAUCCUAAAUCAGGAACCUCCCAACACACUAAGCUCUUAGCUGUCUAACCAAAGAGGCAAAAUCUUGAACACAGUGAAUUUAUAGUAUGUGUUGUACCUUCUGUCCUGCGCCAUCCCUUUCCUUGAAUCUCUAAUUAAAUGUACUUUGAAUGACAAGAGAGAACAUGUUAGAAUUGAAGUGGAAAUCAUUUUGGAGUCAAUAUUUUGGACAACCAUGCAGAAAGUUUCACCUGCAUUCCCUCGUACUAAUACCUCACUUUGAAUGUGUCCACGCAGUCCUCCUGCUAAAGUAUCAGGGUUUCCUUGUCUGUUAUUUUUCGUGCCCAAACAGUCUCCUAGACUGAGAUGGAAAUGACUGAAUUACAAGCAGCACUUUGGCUUAAGCAGAUUUUAUAUAUAUAUAAAAAAUAAAACUCAUAGUAUUAAUUUAAAACAAGCCCAAAACCAUCAGCACAUGAAAAAUAGCAAGAACGUCAGUGAUGCUGCAGAAUAUCUGAUGUGAUUUCAUCCUGUUCAAGAUCUUUCUCUUUGUGUUGUUUAUGUGUUUGUUUUGUUAUGUUUUGCAAGAAUAAUGAGCUGAAACUGCCUUUUCUAAUAGAGUAAAAAAAAAAAUCCCUCCAGAACUCGUUAAGGGAUAUGUCAGUAUAUUUUGGAUACUUUGUGUACAAAAGAGAACAACAAAAACAGAAAUGAAAUAGUGUUGUAUUUUAUAUAUAAUAGAACAUUUCAAUAUAGUGACGUGUCACUAAUAUAUUUAUUUACUAAUAUAUUUAUCCAUUUUGUCCAGGUUUGAAAGAGUGGUUUCUGUAUAUGUUUUAUAUGGAAACUGACCAGUGCCAUCACUAUCAACCUGUCUUCAUUCCAAUU
This is a messenger RNA of Thunnus maccoyii (southern bluefin tuna), 7145 nucleotides long. RefSeq names its product E3 ubiquitin-protein ligase RNF43. The transcript is spliced from 9 exons. Gene Ontology annotation, molecular function: ubiquitin protein ligase activity; frizzled binding. The record is from RefSeq and is a predicted model, not a curated record. Bases 1742 to 4213 code for a protein of 823 amino acids. Gene Ontology annotation, biological process: Wnt receptor catabolic process; ubiquitin-dependent protein catabolic process. NCBI's taxonomy places the organism in Eukaryota, Metazoa, Chordata, Actinopteri, Scombriformes, Scombridae.